AUGCCAGCGUGUGCAGCGCCGCCCGAAGUUGAGGCAAUCUUGCUGUCGAUGGGGUACCCCGAGAUCCGAUCCUGCACCAAGCACAAGGUGAGUUUCCAUGCGACAUACUUCUUGGACUUUGCUGGCCCGCUUCCUUCGGGCGCAGAGGGACGCGCUGUUCUUCAGCUGAUCGGUUCGGAGCUGGGCGACAAAGGGCUCUUCCACUUGCAAAAGCCCAUCAGCGCGGAGUCCAUAUCGCGCGCGACCGCCUUGGCCCAGGAAGCCGGCAUUCGUGCGCCGCAUGUCCUGGCCAGUGGAAAGGUGGAGUCCUGGGGACCGCUGUCCGACGUGCCUUUCCUCGUGUACGAGUUUGUGAACACAGCGACGGUGGAGGACCAUCGAGUUGCCCCGAGGGAGGAUUUGCGGGUGGCCAUACUCGACGUGCGGGAGAAGCUGGGAUCGCUCAACCUGUCGGGCAUCGACACGGAGCCUCUGCCCCGUUUCGAGGAUUGCUAUGCUUUCACGGCCUACCUGCAGCAACUCGCCGAGCAAAUGCAGGCACGGGAACUGGCUGAGGGCCUGGUAAAGAUGGACCAGGCCCUGCGCGAUGCAGGCAUCGAGCCAAUACCGCCCACGCUCAUCCACCAGGAUCUGAAUGAUGGGAACGUCCUCUGCUCCCCUGAUAGCAGCGGGCGCUGGAAGUUCGAUGCCCUCAUCGACUGGGAAGGUGCUGUGGUAGGUGAUGCACGCGUGGCGUACGAGCACGGAGAACCCUGGAAUUCCCUGGGCAAGCUGGCGAGAGUUGUGAAGAUCCGGUGGCUGAUGGCAGCCUGGUCGGGCGCACUCCCGGGUGCCCAGCUGCCUCGCUGCUGUGCAGAGGAGUUGGUGGAGGACUACGAUGCCCUGACUGCCAGCCUGGUCCGCAGCGGCUGGCUGCCCUUCUCCCUUCUGCCCUUCAAGCCGGUGCUACUGCCAGUGGUCUUCAGAUAUGCUCGUGGCAUGUCUGUGGAGCACUGGAUGUAUUCAGACAGAUAUGGUCGGGAUGAGGAUGGUGCGGGUGGUGGCAAAGGCCUCACUAACUUCAUGGACAGCACGUUCCCAGAGUUCCAGCGCCAUGAAUCGGCGGCAGAUCUGAAGCAGUGGUUUGCCUCAGAUGCGCCUCGGAUCCUGGUGGUCGGCCCCUCAUCCAGCAGCCGGGCCGCCAAGGCCGUGGACUUCAUGCCGGUGCUGCGGUUGGCGCACGUCUGGGAGGAGUUCUUUAGCUUCGCAUCCGCCGAUGCCAAACUCGUUGCCGAGACCCUGGGCUCCGAGUACGCGCUUGAGCGGGGUCAGACGUGGGCCUUGUUGCUGCGGAGUGGAGGCGACGUCAGCAGGACCCAGGUCCGAAAUGUGAGGGACAUGGCGCCCCUCAUCCAGGACUUUAUCUCCGAGCACAUCCCGCGACAAGCGCCGAUUGGGACAGAGCGCAACUUUCAGCAGUUGUGCGGAGACAGAGCGCUGAGUCAGGGGACGAGCAGGACGUACUGCUUGCUCCUGGUGGACAGGAAUGCAGAUCAGACUGCGAAAGCUCUUCGGGAACUUGAAUCCUCGCAGAAGGCCUACUACCAGGAGGUUCAAGAGAUCCGAAAUGCUGGGGAGGAUGCCGAGGAGCCAUUCCGGAUCCAACCAGUCCGCGUUGCCUCGAGCGGCUCCCGCUUUCCCUGGAGUCCCGCCGGGCCUGGGCCCAGUUUCCCCGCCGUUUGGGCGGAGGCCUCGCAGGCGUGGGCCGUUGUCCUUGACAUGGAAACGCGGAAGUUCGCUGCCGUGAAGACGCCCAGCCUGAAUGAGCUUUUUCAGAGCAUCGCCUACGAGGACUUGAAGCUGUCAGAGCUCAACGAGGAUGGGCCUCCUCUUUCGCGGCUGUUCUCCGACCCGGAGACCACACUGCGUCGUGAAGUUAGUGCCAUCCUCUCGACCAGCCUUGGUGCAUGCGUCGCAUACUUGCUGGUGGCCAUCGUCGUUUCGAUUUCUCCAGCUUUGCAGCCAGCAGCAUGCUGCCUCUUUGCAGGAAGCCUUCUCCCCUGGCUGGGACCCGACAAGAAAGCUGCCUGCAGCGAGCAGCAAGGCUGUUCGCGCCUGGCUGGCUGGCUGCGCGAGAAGGGUGGGCGCUGGGAAGACCGUCUCCACAUCGAGCAGAUUUCCGGUCGAGGCCAUGGCGUUGUUGCCUCAGGCACCAUUCCUGCCGGGCAAACUUUGGUUGAGAUUCCCUGGGCGUUGAUCUUGAGCAGCAAGCUGGCCAGAGAGGACUCUGAUGUGAAAAGUAUGCUUCGCGACUUGGCAUGGACAGACGAUUGCAGCGACAGUUCGGCCAUUCGGCUCUGGCUCCUGCGGCAUGCGGAGGAUGCCCAGUCGCCGUGGCGGACUUGGCUCAGCCAGCUGCCACAAGACGCCGGUGCCGGUGCAAGCUGCCUGCCGAUCGUCCUGGCGCAGGCGGGCUGCAACGCCUUGCGCGGGACUCCCCUGCAAAGGAGGGCGGACCUCCUCUUGCAGAGUGUGAGAGAAGAGUGGGCUGCACUGGAGCCACUUAGAGCAAGGCAUCCCUGGCUUGCGUCCUACCAGCGGUGGCUCUGGUGCCAAGCGAUCGUUUCGACAAGAUCUGGCACGCUGCCCAUGGAAGGCACCGAGAAGGCGGUGCAUUGCAUCAUUCCCGUGCUUGACUUCUUGAAUCACAGUGCAGAGCCGAAUGCCUGCAUCGUCGGAAACCCUACAUGUGCGAAGCUCGUUUCGACGGAAGUCAUCAAAGCUGGCCAGGAGGUGCUGAUUUCUUACGGCGGACACAGCGCUGAGCAGUUUCUCUUCGCGUUUGGCUUCUUGCCUGAGGGGUCGGUCGCAGAUGUCGCCGUGCCGCUGGCUUUGACGGAGGCAUCGGCCAGGAAGCGCUCGGAGCUGCUCGGCGCCGGACAAGUGCCGUGCCUCCGCGACGAGAACGCGCUGGAGAAGCUGCUGGGAGUGCUGGCCGAGGAGCCAGAGUUUCAGGGCUGCUCACGAUGGAGGCUGCUUGAGUACCUGCUGGCUCUCUUUAAGGCUUGGCACCGUGAGCUUGCGCCGCCCCUCUUUACGUUCUGGAGGUAUCCAGAAGCAGAGAGCCUUCGAUGCUGCUACGCGGCAGCCGUAAUGAGGAACCUCCAGGCCGUGCAAGCUGAGCUCUCGAGUCAGCCAGCUAGUGGGAAGGAGGGCCUCUCAUGA
Messenger RNA from Symbiodinium natans, 3204 nucleotides. The record is from the annotation of a GenBank genome assembly. Lineage: Eukaryota; Dinophyceae; Suessiales; Symbiodiniaceae.